AAGUGGAGGCUAGGCACUGCUGUGGGCGGGGACCCGCUUAGGGUUGGGGGCGGCGGACGCCAGGAGGGGCGGAAAUCCAGAGUUCAAGGUUGGGAAGAACUCGCUCAGCCUUUCCGUGCCAGCGCGCUGAGGUUAACCUCGGAGGCUCCACGGUGCGGGCACGAAAGGGUGUUGAGCGGUAUACAUAGCUCUCCAUACACAUUGAGAGCUCAGCGAGAAAAGGAGGGGGCGAGGAAAGGCAGGUUCCGCCUCCCCCUGGCCCGCGUGCACACACGCGCCCACCGCGGCUCGGGCUGGCUGAGCGCGGGCGAGUGUGAGCGCGGGCGAGUGUGAGCGCGAGUGUGCGCACGCCGCGGAGAGCCUCUGCCCUCGCCUCGCACCCUGCUCAGGGCAUCUUGAGAGCCUGGAAACGUGAACAGGCUUAAAGUAUGGCAUGUUGCAAAGAUGGUUUCUGCCAAGAAGGUACCCGCGAUCGCCACGUCCUCCCGGGUCAGUUUCGCCCUCCUGCACUUCCUUUGCCUGGCGGCUUGUUUAAACGAAUCCCCAGGACAAAACCAAAAGGAGGAGAAAUUAUGCCCGGAAAAUUUUACCCGCAUCCUGGACAGCUUACUCGAUGGUUAUGACAACAGGCUGCGUCCUGGAUUUGGGGGUCCUGUUACAGAAGUAAAAACUGACAUAUACGUCACCAGCUUUGGACCUGUUUCUGAUGUGGAAAUGGAAUACACAAUGGAUGUGUUCUUCAGACAGACGUGGAUUGACAAAAGACUAAAAUAUGAUGGCCCCAUUGAAAUUUUGAGAUUGAACAAUAUGAUGGUAACAAAAGUAUGGACACCUGAUACUUUCUUCAGGAAUGGAAAGAAAUCUGUUUCACAUAAUAUGACAGCUCCAAACAAGCUUUUUAGAAUUAUGAGAAAUGGCACUAUUUUAUACACAAUGAGACUCACCAUAAGUGCGGAGUGUCCCAUGAGAUUGGUGGAUUUCCCCAUGGAUGGUCAUGCAUGCCCUUUGAAAUUUGGAAGUUAUGCAUAUCCGAAGAGUGAGAUGAUUUAUACAUGGACAAAAGGUCCUGAGAAAUCAGUGGAAGUUCCAAAGGAGUCUUCCAGCUUAGUCCAAUAUGACUUGAUUGGGCAAACUGUGUCAAGUGAAACUAUCAAGUCCAUUACGGGUGAAUAUAUUGUUAUGACAGUUUACUUCCACCUGAGACGGAAGAUGGGUUACUUUAUGAUUCAGACAUAUAUUCCGUGUAUUAUGACAGUGAUUCUUUCUCAAGUUUCAUUCUGGAUAAACAAGGAGUCAGUUCCAGCUAGGACUGUGUUUGGGAUAACCACAGUCCUCACCAUGACCACACUGAGCAUCAGUGCCCGGCAUUCUUUGCCCAAAGUGUCCUAUGCUACUGCCAUGGAUUGGUUUAUAGCUGUCUGCUUUGCUUUCGUAUUUUCCGCACUUAUUGAGUUUGCUGCUGUCAAUUAUUUUACCAAUAUUCAAAUGGAAAAAGCCAAAAGGAAGUCAUCAAAAGCCCCCCAGGAGAUCCCGGCUGCUCCAGUGCUGAGAGAAAAGCAUCCUGAAACAUCUCUACAGAACACAAAUGCCAAUCUGAAUAUGAGAAAAAGAACAAAUGCCUUGGUUCACUCUGAAUCUGAUGCUGGCAACAGAACUGAGGUGGGAAACCAUUCGAGCAAAUCCUCCACAGUUAUUCCAGGAUCUUCUGAAGGCACAUCGCAGUCUUACUUAGCUUCCAGUCCAAACCCAUUCAGCCAUGCGAAUGCAGCCGAAACAAUAUCUGCUGCAAGAGCACCUCUCUCUGCUCCUCCCUCUACUCCUGGGAGAACUGGGGACGUGCCCCAACAGGCUUCUGCUGGACCUGCUUCUACCCAGCGUGUGUUUGGAUCAAGACUGGAGCGAAUUAAGACCACUGUUAAUACCACAGGGGCUUCUGGGAAGUUGUCAGCAACUACUCCUCCUUCUGCCCCACCGCCGUCUGGGUCUGGCACAAGCAAAAUAGACAAAUAUGCCCGUAUUCUCUUUCCAGUAACAUUCGGGGCAUUUAACAUGGUAUAUUGGGUUGUUUAUUUAUCUAAGGACACUAUGGAGAAAUCAGAAAGUCUAAUGUAAUUUUGUCGCUAGAAUAGUUUCCUAAAAGAUGAUGACCUUAAUACAGAAUGCCUUUUUACAUGUUUUUAAAGAUAAACCAUUAUUCUUUAUUAAAAUAAAAAGCCUAUGUAAUUUUUACAUUCAAAAACAAUCCAAGCCAGUUAUUGGGAGAGUUAAUCCAUCCCUCAGUGAAGAGAGAGUGAGCCAUCUUUCAUUUCAGAAAAAUGAUUUGAAUAGAAUCAAUUCAGCAUUCAAAUUAGAUGAAAUACAGACCAUCCUGGAAAGUUGGGACAAGAGAAAUAGGGCUAUUAGAGAUACAUGGUUCAUAUUUAUGCAUUGGAAUUUGAAAAUAGACUAUGACAUUUUUAAAUAUACACUAUGAAUAUCAACCAACAACCCUAAAUUUCCCAGUGGCGCUGCCCUUAAUCAGAAUUGUUUAUUGGAUAUCCUAUGCGGUGACCUUUGGAGAUUCUUCUAGUAUCAGCAAGAAAAGGACUUUCUCUGUUACAUGAAACAUUUUUUAAAAGGAAAAUGGAACAAAACAAAUACUGACUAAUAGAGUGAAACCUCUGCUGCGUCAAAAAACAAAAACAAAGGCCAGCGAAGACAUGUUCCCUGUCUUAUGUUGGUCAAACAGGACUUAAAACACUUGACUUGAAAAAUCUGUGCUUUGAGCCAAAGUUUAACUCCUUGUAUGAAUUCUUUUUGACAGUAGUUCAUUCAGUUAUGUAUUAUUUCAACAUAUAGUUAUUCAGAGCCUACUGUGUUCCAUGCACUAUGCUAGACACUGUCUCUCUAGGAAAGCUCUUUCACCUUAACCUAUGAUAUUACUUGAAUAGUAGAACAGUCAAUGCAUGCUAAUGAACCAUAAACUAGCAGAGAACAUUGCAUUCUUUAAUGGAAGAAAUUUAUUUAGAGUCUGACAACAUAUUGAAAACAUCUGUUUCUCCUAUACCGAUAGAGGGUAACACGUUAGCACAACCUUAGCAAUUGACUUCAAAAUAUAGGAAAAUGUGUACAGAUGGUUCUCUAAGUAAGAAGCACUGCCUACCAGAGAAUAAAACUCUGGGCACUGUAAGAUCCUAUAAAUUAUCUGUCUCAAAUUUGAUCAGAAUAGUAGGAUAGAAUUUGAUCAGAAUCAUCAAAAUUAGGAACUCAAUACAAGGCCUUUUAGAUGCUUUUCCAAACAUAGAUCUAUUUUGGCUGGUGAAAUGCUAAUCUUCCGGGAAGUUUUUGUGUCUGUAGUUUUGUAUUUUUGGGAAGUUUAGUGUUUUGGGGGGGCAGGUUUUGUACAGUAUCACAACUAGGGUGAGUAUUUUAAAAUUAAAAGAGUAGCUGAGGAAUGGAGUAAAGAAGAAAACUCAUAGCCAAGGGGUAGGAUUCUGCUGACUCUGUUAAUGCAAUUUAUCAGGAUUUUCAUGUACUGACUUUUCUUUUUCAUUAGGUAGGCUUAACAACUUAAUUAAAUUUCUUGCAGCUGUCUUAUGACACUAAA
Herpailurus yagouaroundi (jaguarundi) is the source of this 3586-nucleotide messenger RNA. It is a transcript of the gene GABRA4, whose product is annotated as gamma-aminobutyric acid type A receptor subunit alpha4. Gene Ontology annotation, cellular component: membrane. Lineage: Eukaryota; Metazoa; Chordata; Mammalia; Carnivora; Felidae. Gene Ontology annotation, molecular function: GABA-A receptor activity; extracellular ligand-gated monoatomic ion channel activity. Gene Ontology annotation, biological process: gamma-aminobutyric acid signaling pathway; chloride transport; monoatomic ion transmembrane transport. The transcript has 9 exons. Bases 445 to 2112 code for a protein of 555 amino acids. The record is from RefSeq and is a predicted model, not a curated record.